Nematolebias whitei (Rio pearlfish) is the source of this 411-nucleotide messenger RNA. RefSeq names its product 3-hydroxyacyl-CoA dehydratase 4 (gene hacd4). The transcript is spliced from 4 exons. NCBI's taxonomy places the organism in Eukaryota, Metazoa, Chordata, Actinopteri, Cyprinodontiformes, Rivulidae. Gene Ontology annotation, biological process: sphingolipid biosynthetic process; very long-chain fatty acid biosynthetic process; fatty acid elongation. Bases 1 to 411 code for a protein of 136 amino acids. Gene Ontology annotation, molecular function: 3-hydroxyacyl-CoA dehydratase activity. Gene Ontology annotation, cellular component: endoplasmic reticulum membrane. The record is from RefSeq and is a predicted model, not a curated record.
AUGAUCUGCUGCUUCUACCUGCAUCACAGGGACAACAGCAUGCUCAGCUUCAGGCUCGUCUACAUUUUCUCUUACAACUUGCUCCAGUUCUGUGGUCACACCUGGAUCCUGGCCAACACCAUCGCAAGGUUUCUCACCUUCGGUCAAGAAGCUGUAGCCGACACUUUUUACUCUAUCGGCUUGGUGAUGAGUCUCUGCCAGCUGCUCUCAAACCUGGAACUUUUCCACAUCACCGAUGGGAUUGAGAAAGUCCGACUUCUUCCUCGGUUCGUCCAGGUGAUGGAGAAGAACAUUCUGCUGAUCCUGCUGAUCAUGCUGGAGGAGUUCCAAAGUGAACCGGUUGUGUGUGUGCAGUUCUUCCUGUGGAACAUACUGGACCUCCUUCGGUACACACGUACAGAACCCACAUAA